Molecule: messenger RNA, 926 nt
Organism: Melanotaenia boesemani (Boeseman's rainbowfish)
Lineage: Eukaryota; Metazoa; Chordata; Actinopteri; Atheriniformes; Melanotaeniidae
Gene: mrpl32
Product: mitochondrial ribosomal protein L32
Exons: 3
Coding region: 76-621 (181 amino acids)
Biological process (GO): translation
Cellular component (GO): mitochondrial large ribosomal subunit
Molecular function (GO): structural constituent of ribosome
Source: RefSeq, a predicted model, not a curated record
UUCUGACGUAGCACACAUCCGUGACCGAGAACUGUUUGACAUGUUGGAGAGCAAAGGAGCGUGCUGACAACAAAAAUGAUGAAUUUAGCUGCAUUGGUUCACAGCCUCAGAUGUUCUUUGUUACACAUCGAAAGCAGACUUCUGCAGGCAGCUGGACUUGAUGCACACCUCGCUCCAGCGCUGGCAGUAUAUGGCCCCAGCCUCCUACCUCAGCUCGACCAGGAUGAUCACCUAGAGGAGCAGCAGAGCUCCGACCAGCCCCCUGGCACCCAGGACAGCAUCCUGUGGAUGGCAGCACCCAAGAAGCGACGCACCAUAGAGGUCAACCGGACCAGGAGGAGAAAUGAGAACAAACUUAUUAAAGUGAAGAAUAACAUCGAGCCCUGUCCUGAGUGUGGCCAUUUGAAGCAGAAACACAUCUUGUGUGGCUUCUGCUACGCUAAAGUGUCCAGGGAGACUGCUCAGAUUCGUCAACAGAUUAACACAAUGGAAGGUGGCCCUCUGAGGACCCCAGCUGUGGAGUCUGUUGUCCUGUACGAGGGUGAAACACCGAGCGAACAGGACAAAGACAAGAGGAUAGUGGAGAGGGCCAGGAAGAGGCCUGCCUGGUUCAGCUACUGAUGAGUUAUUAAAUACAGAGUUUGAAGAGAUUUGUCAUUAUGUGAAUAGAAUAUGUGGCUCUAUCAAAUUGAAACAAGCAGCUUUUAUAAACAUGUAAACAUCAGUUAUACAUUCUCAGUUAUCUCUUUAAAAACAAUUUCAUUACUAUGUGACUACGCUGAAAUAUCCAAGUAUUUGGAGUUUGUGACAAUUUUCAUUUUUGUAACUGUAUCAAAUGAUUGUUAGAUUUAAAACAAGUCAGGGUUUUAAAAGAAAGAGAGACUCUUUGCAUAAUCUUUACAUGAUUACAAUAAAUUCAUUGUAUG